CUAACAGUGAUAGCUGAGUAAAGCAUGCAACAUUGUUAUAUGUACAGUACGGUUUAUGUUUUUAUAGUACGGUAUAGUUUUCUAUCACUGGUAAAAGAGUAUGUGUUUGUGUAAGAAAAUUGCGUUAAACACCAUCAUACAUGACGGUUCAAACUAUAGUUGCGAAUUUGCAUUAACCUUCUCCACUAAGGGGAGCUAUUGUCGCGAAAGGACCUGCAAUUGAAAGGACUUGCAGUUGAAAGAGUGCAUUUACUAGCGCUUCUGUACAAGAUCAGUCAUGUCAAAUACUUCACAUCACUGCAUUCUGUUUUAAUCUGGGGUUUUGAUCUGUUGUUUACUGACGAGACUGCUUUUGGUGUCUUUGACUGCAUCGAUUGCACACAAGAAGAUUUAUGUCUGGGUGAUCAAUUGGAUGGACCAUUGAAAAGAAGAGAAAAAAAGGAGGGGAAAAAAACUACAGAAAAAAUUACCCUCUGGAUUUAAACGCGACGCUUUUAAUGGAAGGAUACGUUUACAAUUUAACACUGAAGAAAUAAUGGGUUGCGGGCUGCAGAGGAACAUCAUUUUAAAGUCAAAGCCAAGAAAAUUAAAUAACACACGUAAUAAGAGAAAAGACCGUCAAUAGAAGCUGGAACACAAUAGAUCAGAGUCUAUUUUCUUUUAAUUCUCCACCAGCUUGUUUCUUUCUUCUGUGCCUGCCUGUUAUUGUGUUUAGCUUCAGAUUUAACACGCAUAUGUAAAGAGUCAUACACACAUCAAGAACAAUAAUCAUGCAAGAAAAUGUGAGCUCCAGAAUGGACACCCCCACCAACAUCUCCCUGGUGGGGCCCGGGGAUGCCGUUUCGGAGUCCCUGGAGUACAAAACAGUCUCUGUGUUCCUGGUGUUGCUGGUCUGUGGGGUGGGAAUUGUGGGAAACAUCAUGGUUGUGCUGGUGGUUCUUACCACCCGACAUAUGCGUACACCCACCAACUGCUAUCUGGUGAGCUUGGCGGUGGCAGACCUGAUGGUUCUGGUGGCUGCGGGUUUGCCGAACAUCUCGGAGAGCCUGAUGGCCACCUGGGUGUUUGGGCACGCUGGGUGCUUGGGCAUCACCUACUUCCAGUACCUUGGCAUAAAUGCAUCUUCCUGUUCGAUCACAGCCUUCACUGUAGAAAGGUACAUCGCCAUAUGUCACCCAAUGAGAGCACAAACUGUCUGUACAGUAUCUCGAGCCAAACGCAUCAUUGCCGGAGUGUGGAUCUUCACCUGUGUCUACUGCAUGCUUUGGCUCUUUCUAGUGGACAUCCAGGUGAACCCAGACGGUCGUGUGCAGUGUGGUUACCGUGUCUCUCGAGACCUCUACCUACCCAUCUACCUUAUAGACUUUACCAUCUUUUACGUCAUCCCACUACUACUGGCCAUUGCCCUUUAUGGUUUGAUCGCCCGGAUUCUUUAUUUGAACCCUCUACCCCACCCAACAGAAUCGGGCACCGUUACUGCACCCACUCUCAGGAAGAGCUGCAAAGAUACACCAGACGCCGGUAAAGCAGGUCGCCAAGGACGCCCGAAGAGUGCGGUCUCCUCCCGGAAGCAGGUCACCAAGAUGCUUGCAGUGGUGGUCGUGUUGUUCGCCCUGCUGUGGAUGCCGUACAGAACCCUGGUGCUCAUUAACUCGUUCGUGAGCACGCCUUACCUGGACGCCUGGUUCCUGCUCUUCUGCAGGAUCUGCAUAUAUGCCAACAGUGCCAUCAACCCUGUGGUUUACAACCUGAUGUCCCAAAAGUUUCGUUCGGCCUUCCGUGGGCUGUACCACUGCCACAGAGAUGACGGGCAUCAGCGGACGCUCUCCAUGCUCCAGAGUGGAUACAGCCUUGGAAGAGACCCCAGAUCGUGGAAUAACAUCAAUGGCAACAGAGACACACCCAAAAAAAUGGGUUUAGCCUCUCCUGAUUGUAAACCAAACAGACCUGGGAACGACAAAGCAAACGACAAAACGCAAAUUCGGGAUGAUGCAAAAAACAAGGUAGAUCCAAACAUUAACAAAAAUGAUGUGGUGAACGGUAACAUAGAUACCGCGACAGAUAAAAGCCAAACCUCAGAAGACCAAGAGAUGUCUGCAGUUGAGAAUGGGGGCAAGAUUAACGACAAUGGGACAAAUAUAAAGGAAAGCGAGGUAAUUCAGAAUAUUGUCGCUGACAUGGGCAGCACGGAGCAGAUGUUGGAAUCCAAAGCUGAUCAGAGUGACCAAGAGCUGAUUCACAGUAAUGUGUAGAUCACUCCUAAACGUUUACUUUCACGUCAUGCUAUCCAACCAUGAAAAGACGAGAAAUUGGAAUGCGUGUCCUUACAGCCGUCAUCUUCUCUCUGCAGUAGAGGUGGCGAGACUAAGGCCACUCUCGCUUCAUAAUUUACAAGUGGAACCAUUUGGCUGUCAGCCGCAGCAAUACAUGCCUCCUCUUCAGAGACACACAUGGGUGGGCUGCUCGGUUUGGUCAAAACAUCACUUUGAAUUCGAACGGCUAUAUAAAAAAUAUUCUCAACAGCUUUUACUGCUGCUGCUGCUUGGAUAUCAAGAUUAAAAAUACAAAAAGGCAUAAAGCUCCCAUAAGAAAAAAACACAAAUGAGAUCGUUUUAACGUCUGUUUUUAAUUAAACUUGCUUGAAUCUCUUCUCAGAACCUGAGAGAAAAAACUGUUUUGCCAGGAAAGCAACGCCUUUUGUCUCUAAAUUGAGUUAUGUUUCUAUCACGCUCUACCGCCUAAAGAUAUACUUACUUUUUAUGUGUGUUCACGUCUCCCUUAAAAGAAUUUACUACGUUUAUUUAAAAGAAUAAACACCCAGACCCAAAAGUGAACUGUGUAGAACAUGACAGAACAAAAGAUUACACGAGAACACACAAACUAUAUAUUUAAUUCACUUGAAGUUUAAUAAUUUAACAGGGUUGCUUUUUUUAAUUGUGUUCGUUCUUAGCCUGUGUGUUUUCUUAUCACAAAUGCUUAAACAAGCUACUUUUUGUCUUCAAGCUCUGCCGAAUGAGAAAUGAAUCAAUCCUACCAGUCCCUGCUUUUAAAGCACAGACGUCGAAUUUAACAUUUGGAGGUGCUUUAGGGCAUGAGGUCCAUUCAGAUGCUUUCAUCAACCAUAAGGCACACUUCUUCGUUGAGUUUUUUUUCUAUGACACUUCUUUGACAUUUGCCAUAGCUGGCUGGCCGAAUGCCAUAUUGCUUGGAGAUGUAAUGCCCGUUCCAUCACAAACUCAAAUACACUCGUUUCCCUGUAUAUGCCCAGCAGUGUCGAGCUUUUAAGACCCUAUUUAUGGCCUCGUAAAGAUGAGUAGGGCAUCUAUUUGUCAGGUGUAGUUAUUUUCAUGUAUUUAUGUGGAGCGCAGAGAGCAGUUUCCAGGCAGAACGAUGCUUUCUGUUGAAGCGGGCAGAGAUGUAACCAUAAAUCAUCUUAAAGCAGAACAUAUUCUUCCCUGAGGAGCGCCGUGAGACCGAAAAACUUUGUUGUUUAGCAAGCGCUGCUUUAUGCCUUUCAAUGCCUGGUGUUUAUAGAGACUUAACAUUGGCAUGGUUUUUUGUUAUAAAGAAAAAAAAUGUAAGCUGUCACUGUUUUGACAGUUAUCUUUAGAUGAAAUGUGAGGCCUGUGUUGUUAUUUUUGUGUGACAUGAAGUCUAACUGCUCUCUUUGAGGACAUGGAGAAGAAACAAGAAACACGUCCAAUGAAGUGUUUUGUUGUUGCUGCACAAUUUUCAAGAUCAGUUGAAUGCGACAUUACCUUUUUGUGCUAUGAACCCUGCAGUUUUCUUUUCUCCCACAAGCACAUCUGUUCAAUUUUAGAUUGUUGUGUUUCUAUACGUCAUCGUGGUAAAGACAUGAGGGUGGUUGACAAAUAAUUUGUUAAUGUGUCCUACGGUGUGAAAGAAAUGUUUAUUAUGCUAUCAUGCUCUCUCUGGUAUUGUAAAUGUAAUUAUGAAUAAUCUAAACUAAUAUUAUUAACAGUUUGUUUUCUAAAGUUUUGUGCCAUAAGCACAACAUUUGGAAAAUUGAUUUGUGUUCGUGUACACGAAUUUCCCCUUUUUCAUGUCACUCAGCACGACUUUUUAAACACAGACUGUGUGUGUAUGUAGAAUUAUAUGGGCUAUUUAUUACCUGAUAUUAAAUGUAGUGCAUAUUUAAGGUGGUGGCUGACAUUACCUUACCUCACCCCAAACCCUAAAAUAACAGCCGCAAAGGCUAAUUUUGCUAAAAACCUGAGUUUCACGAGGUGGCACGAUAAAUUACUACCCUAACCCAGCCCCUAAACCCAAUGUUACAGGGGCAAAGUCAAAUCACAAUAAAACAUAAAAACUAGAUCAUAGGAAAUAGCCACCUAGCAAAACAGGUAUGAAUUCUCAUCAGAUUGCGUUGGUAUAUAUUUAAUACAUUUUAAAGAUAUUGCAUAAUAAAAUACUUUAGAUUAAAAAGUUGUGCUGGGUGACACGAAAAAAGGAACACGGACAACAGUUUGUGAUAAUGUCAUGAAUUCCCGUGAGACUGUGUCAACAUAGACAAGUAUAGAGUAUAUUUGUCAACCACCCAUGUAUAAAACAACAACUAUUCCUUAGCCUGUAACCUAUUAUGUUUAGCCUAAAUGUUCGAUCCCACAAUGCUUUGCUAUUCCGAUUGCUGCUCUUUUUUUUUAACCUUUUUUGAGCUUUUAUUGACGUUGCUAGUUUGUGAGCCUCCAAAGCAUACUAUUGGCUUCUAUGAAUUUGUAAUCUGUUUUGAAAUCUGUGGUUUAUAUUGUGUUAGUAUUGUGAUAUGAAGCUUAUUUGCUUUUGGUUUGAAACUGUGUUUGCUCAGAUUCUAAUUGGAAGUUUAAGACAGUAACGUGAUCUGUGAGCUUGUUCCGUACAGUUUGCUGCAUAUUUUUCAAAUCUGAAAAUUACACACAUUUCUUUCCUUGCUGGUUUCAUCUGGCUUCCUGUGUGAAAAUUAAAGCUGGAUACAAGUGCGGAAUUUUAACGAGUUGUUGAUUUAUUCAUGUUUAUGCUGCCACAUGUCCUAUAGGAAGUGAAAAAAUGCCGGUUGCUUACAAGUAACGAUGGUUUUC
Triplophysa dalaica is the source of this 5075-nucleotide messenger RNA. It is a transcript of the gene trhr2, whose product is annotated as thyrotropin releasing hormone receptor 2. The transcript has 4 exons. NCBI's taxonomy places the organism in Eukaryota, Metazoa, Chordata, Actinopteri, Cypriniformes, Nemacheilidae. Gene Ontology annotation, cellular component: membrane. Gene Ontology annotation, molecular function: thyrotropin-releasing hormone receptor activity. The record is from RefSeq and is a predicted model, not a curated record. Gene Ontology annotation, biological process: phospholipase C-activating G protein-coupled receptor signaling pathway. Bases 771 to 2252 code for a protein of 493 amino acids.